This is a messenger RNA of Coccidioides posadasii C735 delta SOWgp, 662 nucleotides long. RefSeq lists its product as uncharacterized. Gene Ontology annotation, cellular component: mitochondrion. Gene Ontology annotation, biological process: electron transport chain; mitochondrial respiratory chain complex I assembly. The record is from RefSeq and is a predicted model, not a curated record. NCBI's taxonomy places the organism in Eukaryota, Fungi, Ascomycota, Eurotiomycetes, Onygenales, Onygenaceae.
CUACAAAUUACUGCUUCGCUCUUCGAAUAUCAUCAAUUACAUUCCAUCUAUUCCGACAAUUUCCCUAUCGUGUCCUCGUUGUCCCCACGCCAGCGACAAUGGCUCCCCCAAACCCCACCGGGUUUGACAUGAAGACUUUCAAAGCCGCAGCUAAUCCGAAAUCCAUAUGGGCCCAGAAGGAUCCAUGGAAGCGAAACGAAGCAUGGCGAUACAGCGGCCCCUUCUCCCGGAUGAACCGACUCAGAAACAGUUUCCCCGGUCUAGGAAUAGCAACUGUUGCCUUUGCGAUAUAUUGCGGGUACGAGUGGGCGUUCUUAAAGGAUGACCACCACGGUGAAGGGCAUCACUAGAGACUUCAUUUGCUGUAUGACCCGGGACUGUUGCGGAUAGAUUAGAAGUUGGCGCCGACGACGAUCGGUUUUAAAAAUGGGUGGGACAUUUAAAAUCCUAUACGCAUACGAGUUCGUUUGGAUGGAAUGAUGGGGAAAUCCUGGAAGUCCGAUGCUAGGCAUAAGCGUGGGGAAGGUCCCUAUUUUCACAUAGAUUUUGAAGGCGCACUGACUAUGUUUCCCAUUCUCCCUCUGACAUCUCUGUACAUAUUACGCCUUCCGUGCACACUACGAUUGUUAUAAAACAAGCUUAUUUGUUUCCAGAUUCAAAAG